GCGGCGCCGGGCGGCUCUGGCGGCGGGACAGCGUGCCGGCAAGCCUGGGACCCUCGCUGACCUGUGCGCUCGGCCAGCAUGUCCGGCGAGCGGACACAAAGCGUCAUCAAGAGGAUAAUCCGCCAGGUCGGCCUGGAGUGCGCUGCCCAGGGACAAAGCCUCUCGGAAACCUUGGUGGCCUUCAUGGUGAAAGCUAUUGUUUUAGAUCCAAGAAAUGACUUCAGUAUGGAUCGAAUCAUUACAGAAAAUGAUACGCAGGAUCUUAUCCAGCUCUGUGUUACCAGACUGCUUGACACAACAAACCCAUCCCUAAGCACAAUUAAGAUGCAAGUUUACUUUGAUAUGAACUAUGCAAACCGAGAUGAAUUACUGAGUGAGCAGGAGCGUGUUCUGGAAGGAAAACUGGCUCCUUUGGUUAGAGAUAUCACAGAGAGUGAUCCACAUGCACAAGAGGACAUGGAGAAUGUGUAUCAAAAGAUCAUUACCUAUACACUGCUGAGAUCUGGCCUGGGAUCCCCAGCAGAUAUUGAGGCUGUCAGGGAGGUAACAGCUGCCUUGCAGAGUGUAUUGCCCCAGACAGAGAUGAUUACUUUCAUCUCACUCAGUAAGAAGGACAAAGAACAGCAGCUGAAAGAUCUUGCCAUGCUAGUCUCAGGAAUUCGUUUGUACAACAAGCAGUGCCAGAAAGGAGGAAGCAGCAUUGAUGACUUGCCAGACAUCCUGAAUGAAACCAUUCUGUCGGCUACACGGACUCUUGAUGAACGUCUGAAUUCCUGCCAGCUGCUAGCCUACCGCUACACAGCCCUGCUGGAAUCCAUGCAGGAAGACCCCCACAGACACUCCCAGCUUCAUUCUUUGAAGUUAAAAGAAGCACUAUUCAAUGUGAGACAGUAUGAAGCCUUCCUUUGCAUCCUUCAGUCCAAUACAAUUACAAGUGCUCAAGAAGUUGAAUCAUUGAAUGUUCAGUUUGAAGCAGCAAUGAUGGUAUUGAAAAACACAGUGGUGGAUAAGACUUCCAUAGAAUCCGAAGAAGUUUUUCCUCUGUUUAGGGAACUUUCUAAGCUUUGGACCAGCUUUCAGGAUGAAAUGCUACUGCUACGCUUCCUCACAAAUAUGGCUAACGAUCUGCAACAAUUCGUGGAAGUCCAGUCACAGCUUUUUCCAGAGGAAAUGCUAACAUCUCUUCUGGAAGGAGUGACUGUGAAAAGUGAUAAGGAAAGGAUAAAAGAAACCAUGGGAACCAAAGUGAAUGCUUCUGAUUUCAAGAACCAAGAAUGGCUUUUUCCAGAGACUACUGAUAAUUUUGAUCAAUUGCUAAUCCAGUACCAUGGUUUCUGUGCACAUUCAAUUGGUGUGAAAGGUAUCACCCUACGAGGAAAUCCUGCUAUUGGAAUUUUGAAGCACAAGGAGAAAUAUUAUGUUUUCAGUUCAAAAGAAGCCGCAUACCUCUUUGCUCAAGAUCCAGAUAAGUUCAUCCAAUUGAAUGUAGAAAAAGCAAAAAAAUAUGCAGAGCUAAUUCAACUGCUUGAGCUCCGUCAUCAGUUUGAAUACCUUGUUCCACAUGCACAGGCCAGAAAUGCAAACAGAGGUUCACUGAAACCACCCCCAAAAUGUGACAGUGGUACUCAAACUGAUACUCAUAUCUUGCCUCCAACUAUUGUGACAUCCUAUGAAUGGAAUGAAUGGGAACUGAGAAGAAAAGCUAUAAAAUUGGCCAACUUGCGCCGCAAGUUAACUCAUUCCAUGCAGACUGAUCUCAGCCACAUGAGAAGAGAGAACUCCACCCAAGUGUACUUGCCAAAGGAUGCUGGCACCCAGACUAAGCGGGACAACUCAAGCAAUGUACCCAAACCCCAGAUUUUCUUGAAAGGUCUCCGAGGAGGACCAUCUCCCACUACUCAUAUGGUCACAGUAGACUUAACAAGACCACUGGAUGAAACCUAAGUGAAAAUGAGAAACAUGAAGGCACAUCUUGAAUGUGUAUAUAAAAAAAUCCCGUAAUAUAUCUGAUUUUAGACACUGAAGAUUUUGCUGUGUCUGUUGAUUCCAGGAACAGUUGGUCCAUUUCAUUUAUCUUAUCUGUUGGGGCUGCUGACUGGCAUUAAAUGACAGAAGUGAUAAGCCUGAAGCACGAUUUUAAAUAGCAGUUUAGAAUCAAGAUGUUCCCAAGGACUUUCACUUUUAACAUUUAAAUGCAUAGCAUUCUGGGAUUUUACUGAAGUUUUAAUACAACAAUUGCUUGUUGAAAUACUGUCUUUAAAUGAAAGAACUUACCCCAGGAGAGUCACUCGAAUGUCACAGCUCCAGCCUUAUGGCAAAAUUGUCAAGAAGACAAAACCAACAAAAUGAAACCAGUCUGGGUCCUUGGGCCUGUCCAUUGUCCUGGCCUUAACCAAACCUAAUGAAUGUAGACCAAGUUUGGGAGGUAGAGAAGAGGGCAUCUAUCUUGGGUGGUUCUGGCACCCUUUUGGGUCUCUAGCAAUUUCUUGGCUAAACAGUGUAUUGGUGAGCACACUGCAAAUCACAGGAACUUGACUUCAGGGGAUUUUUUUGAAAGCUCUAUUUUGCAUGUAUGUGCUAAAACUAAAGCACAACAAAGAAAAAGUUUUUGCUUUAUGUCAUUGUCGCAAAGAAAUAUGUGCCAGGUCUGAUCAAUGCGCCUGCAGAUAGUAUUUCUAUUUGUGAAAACCCAAAUUAUUUGAGCUUCAGAAUAAAACAUUUUCCCAAAUGGAAAAAGGGGUACUUUAUUGUCAUGAAAAGAAUAUCUGUUUUAAAUACUUCCUCAAGCUGCUGUCCAGGUGCCCAACUGUGAUUGCAUAGGGCAUGCUAAGGUUUCUAAGUCUUUUUUGUGACAAUGAAGCUCAAAGAUUGAAGCUGUUGAGUGAUUUUUCUGUGGCGUUGUGCAGGAUAGCAUUCUUUUGUUGUUUUCCAAGGUAUCUGUCUUCACUUUUAAAAGUUACACAACAGGGACAAAUCCCCAGAGCAUUAUUAAAAAAACAAAGGAGCGUGAGGGGAGCACUAAGAAAGAACUUUGCUAACUAGUUUUUGACUACGUGAUUUUCUCUGUUGGGAAAAUAAACUAAUCAGCAGCAGCUAGAUGUGCUUCUCCUCCAUGUUUUUAAAUUAU
This is a messenger RNA of Ficedula albicollis (Collared flycatcher), 3127 nucleotides long. RefSeq names its product cilia and flagella associated protein 206 (gene CFAP206). The coding region runs from base 79 to 1944 and encodes 621 amino acids. The transcript has 12 exons. Gene Ontology annotation, biological process: regulation of flagellated sperm motility; sperm axoneme assembly; regulation of cilium beat frequency. Gene Ontology annotation, cellular component: ciliary basal body; axoneme. Lineage: Eukaryota; Metazoa; Chordata; Aves; Passeriformes; Muscicapidae. The record is from RefSeq and is a predicted model, not a curated record.